This is a messenger RNA of Funneliformis geosporum, 773 nucleotides long. The record is from the annotation of a GenBank genome assembly. NCBI's taxonomy places the organism in Eukaryota, Fungi, Glomeromycota, Glomeromycetes, Glomerales, Glomeraceae.
GAAAAGAUGGACCUAAGAUACAACAGCGAAGUUUACAAGAUAGAAAAAACUGAUAAUGGUGAAAAGGUUAAGGUGUUUUGGAAAUCUAAGGGAAGCAAGGGAAAUAAAGAAUACGAAGUAUUUGAUAGGGUGAUUGUUACUCCUCCAUUGGGUGUCGUCCGUCAUUGGGAUCUACCUUCAACAUUAUCAUAUGGCAAACGACGUGCAAUUCGUGAAUUGAAUUAUGCAGCAGCAGGAAAAAUAUUUCUUCAAUUCAAAUCUCGUUUUUGGGAAACAAACGGACAGCCCACAACCUCUGGUGUUGGAAUUGUCGGUGGUACCACAUCGACCGAUCUUCCGGUUCGUACCGUAGUCUACCCUUCAUAUUACCAAGGUAUAUCACCGAAUAAUACCGGGGUUCUCUUAGCAUCUUAUACAUGGGAAAAGGAUGCAACAAAAUACGGUCCAUACAGCGAGGAAGAACAGUUUGAACUUGCAUUAAAAGACAUAGUAACACUUCAUGGAGAAAUAGCACUUCAAGAAUGGAUUCCGGGCAAAGAUAAUAAUAAGGCACAUUAUUGGCCGAAUGAUAAAACCGUUGUUGGGGGGGCCUAUGCAGAAUUUGGACCCGCACAAUUAGGAGCAUUGAUGGAAUCUAUGAUGAGAUCGGAGGAUUAUAUUCAUUGGGCUGGGGAGCAUACCGAUGUAUUUCACGCUUGGAUUGUUGGAGCUUUAAAUUCAGGGGUUAGAGUAGUUAGAGAGAUUUUACUUGAAAAUUUGAUGAAGGAUAGAUG